ACAAACAUUCAGACAUAUUUGGAAGUUGUUUGUUUUGCCUUUUUCUAUUUUUUUUUUUAUAAGCGUUUGAUUAGAGAAGUGUUUGAUCGCAGAAAAGCUUUGUCAACAACAGGGCGUGGAAGUAAUGGCAAAAAGCACGUUCAAGGAAGAGCAUGACCUAGAGAAGAGAAGUGCAGAGGCUGCUCGGAUUAGAGAGAAAUAUUCAGAUAGGAUUCCGGUGAUUGUUGAGAAGGCUGAGAAGAGUGAUAUACCAACCAUCGACAAGAAAAAAUACCUAGUCCCGGCUGAUUUGACAGUGGGACAAUUCGUGUAUGUCAUUCGCAAAAGAAUCAAACUCAGUUCAGAGAAGGCUAUCUUUAUAUUUGUCGAUAAUGUCCUUCCUCCAACUGGUGCUCUUAUGUCUGCUGUGUAUGAAGAGAAAAAGGAUGAUGAUGGCUUCCUCUAUGUCACUUACAGCGGAGAAAACACAUUUGGAUUUGCAUCGUCAUAGAUCUCUUGCUCGAUAUUUCAUCUCCUUAUUUGAUUAUCUAAGCAAACAGCCUAUGUACUUCUCUAAGAACUGUCGGUUGGGAGUUAAUGUGUACAGAAAACAUAAAAUAAUGUAUAUAAUAUGCUCUCUCGUAUUCCCUUUUU
Messenger RNA from Brassica oleracea var. oleracea, 633 nucleotides. RefSeq names its product autophagy-related protein 8f-like. The record is from RefSeq and is a predicted model, not a curated record. The coding region runs from base 125 to 490 and encodes 121 amino acids. Lineage: Eukaryota; Viridiplantae; Streptophyta; Magnoliopsida; Brassicales; Brassicaceae. Gene Ontology annotation, biological process: cellular response to nitrogen starvation. The transcript has 6 exons.